CAGACCCACUUUGGACGCUAUGAUCAGCCCGUCAACCACUUUACGCGCCUGACGCGUCUCCCCAGAAACUUCACUUUCCACGGCAGCUCCGACACCCUAAUCACGAGCUGAAUACCGACCGCAAACAUGGCCCUCAUUGUCGACAAGCACCGUCCACGCUCCCUCGAAGCCCUCACAUACCACCCUGAGCUGUCCGAUCGGUUACAGUCGCUUGCACAAAGCGGCGACUUUCCGCAUCUCCUCGUCUACGGCCCGUCUGGCGCGGGGAAGAAGACGCGCAUCGUCGCCACGCUCAAGGAGCUGUACGGGCCGGGCGUGGAGAAGAUCAAGAUCGACGCGCGGGUGUUCCAGACGACGAGCAACCGCAAGCUCGAGUUCAACAUUGUGGCAUCCAACUACCACCUCGAGAUCACACCCUCGGACGUGGGCAACUAUGACCGCGUCGUCGUGCAGGACCUGCUCAAGGAGGUGGCGCAGACGCAGCAGGUGGACCAGUCGGCGCGGCAAAAGUUCAAGGUGGUGGUGAUCAACGAGGCGGACCACCUGACGCGCGACGCGCAGGCGGCGCUGCGCCGGACCAUGGAGAAGUACUCGCCCAACCUGCGGCUGAUCCUGCUGGCCAAUUCGACGGCCAAUAUCAUUGCGCCGAUUCGGUCGAGGACGCUGCUGGUCCGGGUGGCGGCGCCGACGCACGAGGAGAUUUGCGACGUGCUGGCCGUGUCGGCCAAGAAGCUUGGCUGGCCCGUGGUGACGGAGCUGAAUAUGCGGAUCGCCAGGGAGAGUGGGAGGAAUCUACGAAGAGCGCUGCUCAUGUACGAGGCUGUGCACGCACAAAAUGAGAAAGUGACGGAAAAAACACCAAUCCCUCCGGCCGACUGGGAGGCGCUCAUAGGGCAGGUCGCCAGGGAGAUCAUCGAGGAGCACUCGCCCGCGCGCAUCAUGCAGGUCCGGGCGAAGCUGUACGAUCUCCUGACACACUGCAUACCGGCGACGACAAUCCUCAAGACCCUGACGUUCAAGCUGCUGCCGAUGAUUGACGACACACUCAAGGGCGAGGUGAUACAGUGGUCGGCGUUCUACGAGCACAGGAUCAAGACGGGGACCAAGGUGAUUUUCCACCUGGAAGCGUUUGUGGCCAAGUUCAUGAGGGUGUACGAGAUGUACCUGAUGAGCAUGGACAUGUGAGCGGCGGCUGUCAUCAUCAUCAAUGGAUUGGCGUAUGGCGUGCAGAACGAGGUCUGUAUUAGCUCACUUUGGGGCAACGUCACAACCACUUAUGAGCUGGCGACGUCCUGCCAAGGGUUCAUCCCAAUUUUAAAGUUACAGCAUUACGGAGUAGACCCAUCGAUCUCAGCAGGGUUUAUUCAAACGUGCAUCAGGCAGAAAUUAAAGUCUGAAGAAUGAUGAAUCCACAGGAUCGGAGGGCAUCGACCAGUUGCGAGGCCCAAGCCAGAACGAUGUCAUGAAUGAGCGCCGAUCUCCCCAAAUGCGGGGGACUGAGGGGA
Molecule: messenger RNA, 1505 nt
Organism: Emericellopsis atlantica
Lineage: Eukaryota; Fungi; Ascomycota; Sordariomycetes; Hypocreales; Bionectriaceae
Product: replication factor C subunit 5
Exons: 3
Coding region: 127-1185 (352 amino acids)
Biological process (GO): DNA repair; DNA-templated DNA replication
Cellular component (GO): DNA replication factor C complex; Elg1 RFC-like complex; Rad17 RFC-like complex
Molecular function (GO): DNA clamp loader activity; ATP hydrolysis activity; DNA binding
Source: RefSeq, a predicted model, not a curated record